GGCAUCGGCCGCAACCGGCCGGCCUUGUGGCUUUCUUUCUCGUCAUCUCUCAUGUGGCGCUUAUGCGUGCCGCAUGCCUGCGGCUUCGGGGCAAGGCCUGGGAGGUGCCGGAGCAUCCGAUUGCAGACCUGCGUGCCCAAGCGGGGGGACAAGGCGGCCCUAGCCUUCGCCGUUGCGCAGCGGCCUUGCGGAGCAUGGCAGGGGCUCGGCAAUGGCAGACAGCUGCGGCAUUGCUGGAGGACAUGGCCCGCCACGGGCCACGGCCCGACCGAGUUUGCCUGAACGCCGGGAUCGGCGCCUGCGGCCGGGCCUCCGCCUGGCAGCCCGCACUGGCGCUGCUGGAGACCAUGCGAACGCAUGGCCUCGCCGACACAAUCAGCUUCAACGCGACCAUCACGGCCUGUGCCAGGGCACGGCAGUGGCAGGUGGGGCUUUUGCUGCUGCAGGCCCUGCAGGCUGAUGGGCGGCUCCCGCCCAGCGCUACCACGUUGGGUGCGGCCGUGUCUGCCUGUGAGAAAGGUGAGUUUUGGCGCGGCGCGCUGCAUCUCCUCGCGGAGGGCAUCGGGGAGAGUCCCAGGCUGAAGCCCAACAUAUUGGCCUUCAGCGCAGCUGUGAAUGCCUGUGGCCGGGGCCUGCGCUGGGAUUUUAGCCUGCGGCUGCUGAGCGAGGCUCGGGAGGCCAACCUGGAGCUAGAUGCCAUCACCUACAACUGCGCGGUGGGCGCCUGCGCCCGGGCGCGGAGGUGGGAGGACGCCCUGAGCCUUGUGUCUGAGAUGUGGGCUUUUGACAUUGUGCCUGACUAUGUCACUCGCAAGCUCGCGGCAACGGCGGUGGGCAGCCAAGGGGAGAGGCUCGAGGAGGCCUUCCGGCGACCCGUGCAGGCUUCUGCCGUCAGCGUUGACAAGGCCGCGCUGGAUGGCAGGAUCUAUGGGCACACACCUGUUCUGCAGGACGAGGUUAUUCAGGCGCUCUGUGCCGCAGCCCCCAGCGAUGGUGUCCUGGCGGAUGCCACCUUCGGCCGCGGCGGGCACACCAGGGCGCUCUUGGAUCGACUGCCGCGCGCCACGGUCUUUGCUUUGGAUGUGGACCCUUCUGCGGUCUCGGAGGCCCGGCGCCUGGCGGUGCUGGAGCCGAGGCUCCGGCCGCUGCACGCAGCCUUUGGAGACCUUGCAGAGGUCUUGCCUGAUGUCCAGCUCCACGGGGUGCUGGCGGACCUGGGCGUGUCCUCCCCGCAGCUGGAUCAGAAGCACCGGGGCUUCUCGCCCUGCGAGGACGGGCCUCUGGACCUCCGCAUGAACCCGGAGACGGGGAUCCCAGCCUCGGAGUGGCUGGACUCCGUGUCCCCGGAGGAGCUGGCCGCGGUCAUCGGCCGCUACGGGGAGGACCGCGAUCCUUUCCUGGCGGCUCGCCUGGCCGAGGCCAUUUGCGCCCGCCGGCCGAUGACAAGAACAACUCAGCUGGCUGAGGUGGUGGCACUGAUCAAGGAGCGGAUCUGCGGAAAGAACCCGUUCCAGGAGCCAGCGCGGCUCACUUUUCAGGCGAUCCGUUCGCAUUUGAACCAAGAGUUCCAGCAGCUGGAAGCUUUGCUGCCCGCGGCCUUCGCCCGCCUGGUGUUGGGCGGGCGCGCCGUCAUCAUUUGCUUCAAGGGAGCUGAGGUUGCGACGGUGCGGCGAUGGCUGCGGCGGAAUGAGGAGUGCAAGCCGGAGCUGGUGAGAGGCUGGAGCCAGGAGCGGGUCAAAGAGCUCUACCCACUUCUGCAGAAGAGCCAUGAGGACCAGUCGUGGUGCGCCAUUGAGGUGCAGGAGCCUUUGCGCCCCUCGGAGGCGGAGCUGCAGGCCAACACCCGCGCGCGCUCCGCGCGGGCGCUGGUCCUGGAGAAGCGGCCGCGACAAGAGAAAAAGUCGGAUGCGCGGUUCGCUGGCCUUCAUAAGGCCGUGCCUCCGGGACAGUUUCAGCGGCGGUCACUGGCGCCCUCGGCUUCCUUCUUCGAAGCAUCGCGCCGUUCUGUCUUUAAGGUGACCGCUAGACUCCGCUAG
This is a messenger RNA of Effrenium voratum, 2036 nucleotides long. Lineage: Eukaryota; Dinophyceae; Suessiales; Symbiodiniaceae. The record is from the annotation of a GenBank genome assembly.